CCACUCAACUCUCAAGAGUUUUGUUUGGAGUUUUUUUUUUUUAAUUUACGGCUGUUUGAUUUUGUGGCUCCUUAAUCUCUUGGAUAUUUAUGCUGAAUAAAUGAGAUAAGAGUGGAACUUUAGAAGGAAGAAAUGAUGUCAUUGAGUAGCACAAGGCUCCGGCUGGUGGCUGUUACUCUGAUCAUCCUAACGGCAUUCUAUGUCAUACAUUUCUCUAACUUUCAUGGAAAUCUGUUCAAGUUUUCCAGCACAACAAAACUAAGGUCAUUUUCUCCUAGCAACUUUUCAUUGGGUCAUCAAUGUAUCUGCCCUAAAGGCUCAGAACUUCUUAAAGAUUAUAUACCCGAGGAUCAAUACGAAGAGCUUGUUAAACGGCGAGUUAAGGAGCUCCAACAGUACAAAACCAGGAUGGCGUCUGAACUAUCCAGACUGCUGUUUGCUUCGCCUAACUCUCCUCUGCAGUAUCCUAUUCAAGGUUAUAUAGUACGGCCUUUGACCUCUACUCUCAUACCAGGUUUAGGGCUGCAUGCAGAAAACAGAAGCAGCUACAAGGUAUCUUUAAGUGUGUCUAAAGGCAUCCUGACCACAAAUAUUACACCUGAACAGACGAUCAUCAAAGGAUCUGGCAAGAACAAACUGAUUAUCGAGUCUCGCAGCCUGGUGACCCUCAACAACUUGCUAGCCAAAGUGUCCUAUACCAGCACUGACUACCACAUAAACACUGGAGACCUUGCCACUUUCCAGUUUGAAAUGCAUGAAGCUGUGUUUCCAAUUGCCAUCAAACAGCCUCGUGUACCAGUCCUGUAUGACAUGGGAACAGAUAUCAGCUCUCAAGUCACCAUCACAACAAAAACUUUCCAGCGCUAUAAACACUUAAGGGUGUUGCUGGACAGCAUCCGGCAAUUCUAUAGCAACAUAAAAAUCAUUGUUGCCGAUGACAGCUUAGAAACGGAGCACAUUACUGGAGAAAACAUUCAACAUUACAUUAUGCCUCCAGCACAGGGCUGGUUUGCAGGCAGAAAUCUGGCUGUUUCCCAGGUAACCACCAAGUACUUCCUGUGGGUGGAUGAUGACUUUGUGCUUACAGAGAAGACGAAGAUAGAGAACCUUGUAGAGGUGAUGGAAGCGAUGCCUGAACUUGACGUGGUUGGUGGGUCGGUGAAAGGGAAUCAGUUUUACUUUGCUCUCAUCUAUGAGGAAGGAGAAGAAAUUGAAGGUGGCUGCCUAUACAGGAAAUCUGGAGGGAAAUUUCAAUCACUUCCUGGUUACCCACAAUGUUCUAUGACCAGUGGAGUUGUCAACUUCUUCCUGGCUCGCACAGAUGCCGUGCAGAGGGUGGGCUUUGACCCUAAGCUCCAGCGUACAGCACAUUCAGAGUUCUUUAUGGAUGGUCUGGGCACUUUGCUAGUUGCCACAUGUGGUGAUGUGUCCAUUGACCAUCAACUCACAACAUCAGAAAAUAAGAGUCCUUUGUACAACAAAUUUAGAUACCCUGGACAAGGUGAUGUUGAGUUCAAACUGAAGCUUCACUUUUACAAAAAUCAUCUUAAAUGCAUUAAAUAUGGAUAGAGUACCAAAAAAAUGAGCGUCACUGGUUUUAGAACAUUUUAUGUUCCCUUUGUUUUGGAUGUUGUUGCCACAAUUAAAGAGAAUUAAAAACAAUGAUA
This is a messenger RNA of Oreochromis aureus, 1667 nucleotides long. RefSeq names its product beta-1,4 N-acetylgalactosaminyltransferase 2-like. The transcript is spliced from 12 exons. Lineage: Eukaryota; Metazoa; Chordata; Actinopteri; Cichliformes; Cichlidae. The record is from RefSeq and is a predicted model, not a curated record. Gene Ontology annotation, biological process: UDP-N-acetylgalactosamine metabolic process; UDP-N-acetylglucosamine metabolic process. The coding region runs from base 133 to 1569 and encodes 478 amino acids.